Molecule: messenger RNA, 1072 nt
Organism: Salvia splendens (bonfire salvia)
Lineage: Eukaryota; Viridiplantae; Streptophyta; Magnoliopsida; Lamiales; Lamiaceae
Product: probable protein phosphatase 2C 63
Exons: 4
Coding region: 1-867 (288 amino acids)
Biological process (GO): protein dephosphorylation
Molecular function (GO): protein serine/threonine phosphatase activity; cation binding
Source: RefSeq, a predicted model, not a curated record
AUGUUGCGAUCCUGCUGUUUACGGCGCCGAAUUGGCGAUGGCUUGCUCUGGCACUCUGCAUUGAAGCCCCACGCUUCUGGAGAAUUCUCGAUCGCGGUCGUGCAGGCCAAUUCUAACCUAGAGGAUCAGAGCCAGGUCUAUGAUGCAGAAUUCGCCACCUAUGUCGGAGUUUACGACGGCCACGGCGGUCCCGUAGCCUCUCGAUUCGUCAACCACCACCUCUUCCUUCAUCUCCAAAAAUUUUCCAAGGAGCAAGGAGGAUUGUCGACAGAUGUAAUAAAGAGGGCUUUCAACGCAGCUGAAGAGGAUUUUACUCGUUUAGUGAAGAUAUCAUUGCCAACCAAUCCGAAGAUUGCUUCAGUUGGGUCGUGCUGCUUGCAAUUUCAGAAUUAUUUGAUUGAACCCAAUCUUGAUACGGGAUAUUGUCAGAAUUCCACCAAAAACAAGAAACACAAACCGGAGUUGUCGAGCGCCCAAGAGAUUUGGGUCGGCGAUUACUCCCAGCGAAGGGGUUUGCUGAACGCGAGAGAGACUGCAUACGAAACCUCUCAGAGACUAACAUCUGACGGUGUAAAUUUGCAGGGAAUAGCCAAGAGAUUGGUUGCAGCUGCCAUUCAGGAAGCAGCUAAGAAGAGAGAAGUGAGGUACAAGGAUAUCAAGAAGAUGGAGAGGGGAAUCAGGAGGCAUUUUCAUGAUGACAUUACUGUAAUUGUGAUUUACCUUGAUCACCAAAAGCAUAAGCAAGGUGCAGUUGGCUCUACUACUCCACCUAUUGAUAUCUAUUCCCAUAACUCAGAUGAAGCCAUGGGAAGUUCCGGCGACAAGAUUUUUCCCAAUGAGGAAUUGCAAGCAAAGGUAUUAUACUGAUUACUGACAAAAAGAAGUUUAUGUUGUAUAGAGGUUUGGUGUUAGAUAAAUUAGUGCACACAAGGAUUAUAGCUAAUUUUGAAGCGUGGGUUGUAAUCUCAAUGCACACUUUCUUUCUUUCUUUCUUUCUUUCUUUCUUUCUUUUUUGGUCUGAAAUCAGUUAUGGUUAUUGUUUUUGCUGUCAGUGAACUGAUGGUUGAGUUUA